AUGUAUAGGCAGGUAUGGGUUGAUAAUGCAGAUAGAGAUUAUCAGCGCAUAUUGUGGCGCGGUGAUCCUAAUGAGCCUAUUAAGAAAUAUAGAUUGUGUACAGUAACAUACGGAACGGUACCUGCAAGUUUCUUAUCGGUUGCGUGUCUUCAUAAAUCGGCGGAUGUAAAUAAAAUACGUCCGGAGAUAGCUCAGAUAAUAAAGCAUGAUUUUUGUGUUGACGAUUGUUUAACGGGCGCCUCAACAUUAUCGGAAGCUUUAAAUUUGCGUAAUGAAUUAAUUAAAUGUUUAAGUAACAAUGGAUUUGAAUUAAGCAAGUGGACAGCUAAUCAUGCCGAUUUAUUAAAAUAUAUACCAAUUCCUAAUGAAAACUCACUAUACUCGUUAAAUAUGGAAACUGAAGCAAUAAAAACAUUAGGUUUGUAUUGGGAUUCAAACUCGGAUAGUUUAAUUUAUAAAGUGUCGUUACCAAUACCUGAACAUAAGAUAACCAAACGAAGUAUUUUAUCUAAUAUAGCACGUCUAUUCGACCCGCUCGGAUUGCUCGGACCGGUUAUCGUGGUAGCUAAAAUAUUAAUGCAACAAUUAUGGAAAUUAAAAAUAAAUUGGGAUGAUGAAUUAUCAACAGAAAUUCAAAUAAAAUGGAAAAAAUAUUUAAAGGAUUUAAAUCAAUGCAAUAAUCUAAGUGUCCCGCGCUGGUUGCAGUGUGACGACACAGAAAAAAUAUAUAUACACGGAUUUGCCGAUGCAUCGUGCAAAGCGUACGGGGCUUGUUUAUAUGUA
Myzus persicae (green peach aphid) is the source of this 783-nucleotide messenger RNA. RefSeq lists its product as uncharacterized. The record is from RefSeq and is a predicted model, not a curated record. The annotation marks the transcript as partial. The transcript has a single exon. Lineage: Eukaryota; Metazoa; Arthropoda; Insecta; Hemiptera; Aphididae.